Molecule: messenger RNA, 519 nt
Organism: Musca domestica (house fly)
Lineage: Eukaryota; Metazoa; Arthropoda; Insecta; Diptera; Muscidae
Product: histone H1.1-like
Exons: 2
Coding region: 1-519 (172 amino acids)
Source: RefSeq, a predicted model, not a curated record
AUGGCACGUCGUCUGGUCGAUGUCUACGAGGCUUCCAUGACAUCCUCGGCCACAGCAGCAAUAUUCUCUGCAGAACAGAUACUCCGGGGUCUGCCACGCCUGGCAGCAUCAUUUGCCAUUUGUCAUCAUUUGUUGUGCAAGUCUCUUCGAGAGCAAUAUUUUACCUGUAAGCGAUUGGCCAAGGAACCCAUAUUCAAGACUACUGAAAAGAAGAAGAAGAAGGCCCCAGCCGCUGGUGACAAAAAGAAGAAGGCUACCGUCCCUAAAAAGGCCGCUGGUGAGAAGAAGGCAGCUGCCAAAAAACUCUCUGCCGCAAAGAAGACCGCUGAAAAGAAGAAGGCCAACAAAACAAAGGCAAAUGCUGCCAAGAAAAAAACCGGUACAGUUAAAGCUAAACCAGCAAAGACCACCGCCAAAGCAUCUGCCACUAUGCCAUUGGCACCCAAGGCAAAAAUUGCAACUGCGAAGCCCAGAAAGGCCGCAGCAGCAAAGAAGCCAGCUGCUAAGAAAGUGAAGUGA